AUGAGCCUCUGCCAAACCCUCGGCACACUCAUUCUUAUAACCGGCCUGGCAUCCGGCGCCGUCCUCUCCCUCCUCUUCAGCCUCUCCCCGCCCCGCCAGACCGCCGUCAUCGCCCUCUCCCUCCUCUUCUUCUUCGCCCACAGCGGCUCCCUCGUCUUCUUCCUCUUCAACCCCUCCGUCAAGCCGCUCCCUCACAGGGCCGGCAAGUCCGUCUUCUCCUACUGCUUCGCCUGGAUCACCUUCCAGAUAGCCGGCUUCGCCUGCAUGCAACACGGCCGCUGGCGCCACGACCUGCCCGGCUACCUCGCGGGGUGGGCCGUCGCGUGGGAGGUUCUGAGCGUCUCGACGAUGGCGUUCUUCACGGGGGCCGUCUUUCUCGUCUUCUUGCGGCGGGCGUGCGUGCGGGAGCACCUCGAGGCGGUGCGGAGGAGCCGGGUCGCGCGGUGCUGCCACACGAGGGACGAAGAGAUGGCGUAUGUUGAGCACAUCGAGUUCUCGCCGCCGCCGCCGGUGUACAAACCCAUGCCGUAUCUGGAGAGCUACGAGCUGAAACAUUGA
Molecule: messenger RNA, 558 nt
Organism: Colletotrichum karsti
Lineage: Eukaryota; Fungi; Ascomycota; Sordariomycetes; Glomerellales; Glomerellaceae
Exons: 1
Coding region: 1-558 (185 amino acids)
Source: RefSeq, a predicted model, not a curated record